AUCCAUAUAUUGAUUCCCUCCAUUCUCAACAUUUAAUCUCUCUAUACAUUCAUCUCUCUUUCUUCCCCUCUUUUUCCAGAAAUGGCACAACAGAUGGAGAAACCUAGAGUCACAGAGAUACAGGUGAGAAUGGACUGCAAUGGUUGUGUGCAAAAGAUCAAGAAGGCUCUACAUAGCGUCCAUGGUAUUCAUGAUCUUUAUAUAGAUUUUCCUCAGCAAAAGAUUACUAUAGUAGGAUCGGCAGAUCCUGAGAAAAUAGUGAAGGCGAUUAAGAAGACAAGAAAGAGUGCCAUUGUUUGUUCCCACAUAGAACAAGCAGACCCUCCAACAGAGCCAGAGGAAGCUGAACCAGCUGAGAGUGAAGCACCCACCCCUGAAUCCAGCAAUCCUCCAACAGAAGCUCCACCAGCUGAAGAGCCACCCCACGAACCGCCAAAAGAUCCACCAACACAAGAAAAUCAACCAGCAGAGGAGAAACAAACACAUGAGGUUGCUGACAACGCCAAAACCCAAUCAGGCCAACCCUCUAAACCAAGAGAUGUUGAAGAGGUUCAUGUAAUUUACCACUAUCCACCAGACUAUGGUUACAGAUACAACUUUAGCCAGGGAAUGAGUAGUCCUGAGCCACCUAGGGAUCACGGAUACCGAUACAACUAUGGUCAGAAUGUGAUCCAUGAGCCACCCCGGGACCAUCGUUUCAGCAGAUACAACUAUGGUCAGAGUAUGAGCCAAGAGGCACCCAGGGACCAUGCCUACAACAGAUACAACUAUGGCCAGAGCAUGAGCUAUGAGCCUCCUAGGGACCAUAGUUACAGAUAUCACUAUGGCCAGAGCAUGAUCCAUGAGCCUCCCCAAGGAGACUCUGGUUUCAGAAAUAAUCACACUCGUCCUAUCGGUCCGGAAUUCAGACCUGAGAUGCCACCACCAGGUCAACCACAAGGAGACUCUGGUUUCAGAAAUAAUCACACUCGUCCUAUCGGUCCAGAAUUCAGACCUGAGGUGCCACCACCAGGUCAACCACCGGUUUAUGCGACUCACAGCUACAAUAGCUAUCAGCCAUCACCCUAUGUGACUGGAUAUGAAUACAUCAGGUCACCACCAAGAUACACACAAUAUACUAGGCCAGAGCAUUACUCUGAGGACUAUCACUAUGGAAACAACAGCAAUGGAACAAUCAGCUCAGUAUUCAGUGAUGAAAAUCCAAAUGCAUGCACAAUAGCAUAGGAAGGGUGAGCAAAAUGGGUUCCAAGGGAAGCAAGUAAUUUUUUUGUUUCACCUGUAUGAAAGAAAGAUGCCUAACUAAUUCCAGAUGAUUCGUAAAGUAACUCUCAAUAAACAAAAAUAAAGCAAACAUUUGUAAAUGUUGAGAGAAAUGAGAUUCUUGACUUCAAAAGGUAAAGGGAAUAUAUCCUCCACUCCACCUCUACAAGGCUAAUUCAGACCACCUUGCAUUCAUUUUCUGAAGAAGAAUACUAAUAAAUCUACUUUAUUCUUGGAAUUUA
Messenger RNA from Solanum stenotomum, 1502 nucleotides. Its product is annotated as early nodulin-75-like. NCBI's taxonomy places the organism in Eukaryota, Viridiplantae, Streptophyta, Magnoliopsida, Solanales, Solanaceae. The transcript has 3 exons. Gene Ontology annotation, molecular function: metal ion binding. Bases 82 to 1224 code for a protein of 380 amino acids. Gene Ontology annotation, biological process: regulation of defense response to fungus. The record is from RefSeq and is a predicted model, not a curated record.